This is a messenger RNA of Linum tenue, 5414 nucleotides long. Lineage: Eukaryota; Viridiplantae; Streptophyta; Magnoliopsida; Malpighiales; Linaceae. The record is from the annotation of a GenBank genome assembly.
AUGACGAGGACGGCGCCGUAUUCUUCUCUCUUUUUCCCUGUCUUUUCUCCGAUGGGCAACGAAAACCCGCCCGAUUCUGGUUCUUCUUCUUCCUCCAUUCAGAAGCCUCUCUCGACUCCACUCCAUUUUAGUUUCCUGGCUUGCAGCUCUCAUUUUCAGCUUCAUUCUUUGUCGACAAACCUUUGCGUAUCGGUUUCAAAGCGAGGAUUGAAUUUGGGGAAGAGUGAGUUUGGGGAGAGGAUGGCGAGGGAGAGAGAUCAUGGAGUGGGAGAAGGUUCCGUUAAGAGGCAGAGAGUGGAAGAAGGUUCGUCUUCUGCUGGAGAUAUUGAUAACCCUCUAGUCCCGUACAAUGAUGUGGACGAGGAGGAGGACAAUGAGACGAGGGAGCAGAACAAUGGCGGUAUGGAUGGAGACGAGGGGGGAGCUGUUGUUGAUGAUGACGGUGAUGAUGAUGAUGAUGAUGAUGAUGAUGGUGAAUAUAAUGAACAAGAGGCGAGCAUUCAGAGGCAGAGGAAGCUACUGGAGCCUCGUGAGGACUGCCCUUAUCUUGACACAGUUAAUCGACAGGUGCUGGAUUUCGAUUUUGAGAAGUUUUGUUCUGUCUCUUUAUCGAAUCUGAAUGUUUAUGCGUGCUUGGUGUGUGGGAAGUAUUACCAAGGCAGAGGGAAGAAAUCCCAUGCUUAUACUCAUAGCCUUGAAGCAGGGCACCAUGUGUAUAUCAAUCUACAGACUGAGAAAGUGUACUGUCUUCCUGACGGAUACGAAAUCAUUGACCCGUCUUUAGAUGACAUACGGCAUGUCCUGAACCCGAGGUGGGUGAGGGGUGAUACACAUAGCUUCAUGUUUCAGAUUGUGAUGCAUGUAGGUUUACCAGGGAACAAGUUGCACAGUUGGACAAAAACAGAAUGUGGUCUAGGGCUCUUGAUGGGUCUGAUUACCUUCCUGGAAUGGUGUGCAUUUCCUUCUCUAUUCUUGCUCCAUUUCCUGAAUGUUCAUGUGGGCCUCAAUAACAUACAGGGAACUGAUUUCGUGAAUGUUACGAUCCAGUCUCUGAUGAGGGUAACACCAUUGAGAAAUUUCUUUCUCAUUCCUGAAAAUUAUCAGCACAAUCGGUCCUCUCUUGUUCAGCGUUUUGGGGAGCUAACACGGAAGAUAUGGCAUGCUAGAAACUUUAAGGGACAGGUGAGCCCUCAUGAGUUCCUUCAAGCAGUUAUGAAAGCUAGCAAGAAAAGGUUUCGCAUAGGCCAACAGUCCGACCCUCUCGAGUUCAUGGCAUGGCUUCUCAAUACACUUCAUGCGGAACUUAAGACCUCCAAGAAGAAUAAUAGCAUAAUUUAUGACUGCUUUCAGGGAGAAUUGGAGGUUAUCAAAGAGAUUCCUAAGAAAGCUAUCACUGAAAAGAAAGAAAGUGGUGGUGGAAUUACUGAUGGCGAGACAGAACGUGGUGAUGCUCUCACGGAAAAGUCCAGAAUGCCAUUUUUGAUGCUCGGGCUGGAUUUGCCACCACCUCCUUUGUUUAAGGAUGUGAUGGAGAAAAAUAUUAUUCCACAGGUUCCUUUGUUCAACAUACUGAAGAAAUUCGAUGGAGAAACUGUCACCGAAGUAGUCCGACCUCACAUUGCCCGGAUGAAAUAUCGAGUGACCAGAUUGCCCCGAUAUAUAAUCCUCCACAUGCAACGGUUUAAGAAGAACAACUUCUUCAUUGAGAAGAACCCAACAAUAGUCAAUUUUCCUGUGAAGAACUUGGAACUGAAAGACUAUAUUCCUCUGCCAACUCCCAAGGAGAACGAGAAAUUGCGGUCCAAGUACGACUUGAUAGCCAACAUUGUUCACGAUGGCAAACCGAAAGAGGGUGUGUACAGAGUGUUUGUGCAACGGAAGUCCGAAGAGCUAUGGUACGAGAUGCAGGAUCUGCACGUCUCAGAAACUCUUCCUCAGAUGGUUGCACUCUCCGAGGCGUAUCUCCAGAUAUACGAGCAGCAUCAGUAGCAGGAUCCACCACAUUCAAGGCAGUAGUAGCACUCACUACAUCCCCUCUUUUAACUUUGGAUAUACGACGUGAAAUCUGAACCCGAUUCGGAGCAAAAUCCAGCUAGAUGGAUGUUAAGAGGUUAAUUGUUGUAUUGAUCGAUGUGACGAGGGUUAUUUCAUAGUGAUCAAAAUUUUGGAGGGUAGGGAAGUUCUUCCUCUGAUGUAUUAACUAUCCUAGUUGGAUGCUUGAAAAUGAACAGAGAAUUUGCAUCAAGGCAUUAGCCUUUGUCGAAUACUUGUUUGGGCUGGGCUCAAUUGGGCUCCGCUUACCCAAUCCAAUAAAUUUGUCCAGGCCCAUAAAAUAAAAACUGAUUUUUGAUGCUAAAACGGAAAAGGAAUUCUAAAUAAAAUAGGAAAAGGAUUUCUAAUCUUUAAAAAUAUUUUAAAAUCGGAAACUCCCGCGACAAAUUCUCUUGCUUGCCGGACGGGAGAGGUGAAGAAGAACGAGAGCGGUAUCACCCAACCCAAGGGAUUGGUUUUCGGGAAGAGAAGUGUUGGGAGAGACGAUGGUGACGAAGAGAGAAGAGAUUGAUAGGAGGGUGGUGGAUGGAGAAAGUUCCAUUAAGAGGCAGAAACUGGAGGGAGCUGUUCUUGUUGUUGAUGACGAUCAACAAGGGUCUAGUUCUCAAAGGCGGAGGGGGCAACUGGAGCCUCGUGGAGACUGCCCUUAUCUCGAUACCGUGAAUCGCCAGGUGCUGGAUUUCGACUUUGAGAAGAAAUGCUCGGUCUCUUUGGAAAAAUUGGAUGUUUAUGCAUGUCUGGUGUGUGGGAAGUAUUACCAAGGAAGAAGGAAGAAUACCCAUGCUUAUACACAUAGUCUCGAAGAAGAUCACCAUGUCUAUAUCAAUCUAAAGACUGAGAAAGUGUACUGUCUUCCUGAUGGAUAUGAAAUUGAUGAUCCGUCUUUGGAUGACAUACGGCAUGUUCUGAACCCAAGGUUUACCAGGGAACAAGUUGCACAGCUGGACUUAAACAGUCGAUGGUCGAGGGCGCUGGACGGAUCUGAUUACCUUCCAGGAAUGGUUUGCUUGUAUUGUUUCAAUAAUGUUAAUGUGGUUGUCUUUCCAAGCUAGUAAUUUUAUCUACAGGCUAGGAAUGGUAACAUGAAAUGAUAUGUUUCUAUCCUUUAGAUUUAAGCUGUGAUUUAACUGUGGCCUUGGUUCUUAUGCUAUCAGGUUGGCCUCAAUAAGCUUCAGGGAACUGAUUUCGUGAAUGUUACAAUUCAGUCUCUAAUGACGGUAACACCCUUCAGGAAUUUUUUCCUCAUUCCUGAAAAUUAUAAGCACUGUCAGUCCUCUCUUGUUCACCGCUUUGGAGAGUUAACAAGGAGGAUGUGGCACGCUCGAAACUUUAAGGGACAGGUGAGCCCUCAUGAGUUUCUUCAAGCAGUUAUGGAAGUCAGCGAGAAAAGGUUUUGCAUAGGCCAACAGUCUGACCCUCUGGAGUUCAUGGAAUGGCUUCUCAAAACACUUCAUGCUGCACUUAGAACUUCAAAGAGGGAUAGUAGCAUAAUAUAUGACUACUUUCAGGGAGAAUUAGAGGUUAUCAAAGUGAUAGAUAGUGAGACAGGAGGAGAUGAUGUUCUAAUGGAAAAAUCCAGAAUGCCAUUCAUGGUGCUGGGUCUGGAUUUGCCACCACCUCCUCUGUUUAAGGAUGUGAUGGACAAAAGUAUUAUUCCCCAGGUUCCUUUGUUCAACAUACUGAAGAAAUUCGACGGGAAGACUGCCACUGAAGUAGGAAGGCCUCACAUUGCCCAGAUGAAAUAUCGGGUAACCAAGUUGCCAAAGUAUCUAAUCCUUCACAUGCAGCGGUUUAAGGAGAACAACUUCUUCAUUGAGAAGAACCCUACUAUAGUCAACUUUCCUGUGAAGAACUUGGAGCUGAAGGACUAUAUUCCUCUACCGACACCUGGGGAGAACAAUAAAUCGCGCUCAAAGUACGAUUUGAUAGCUAAUGUAGUCCAUGAUGGCAAACCAAAAGAGGGUUCCUACAGAGUCUUUGUCCACCGGAAGUCCGAUGAGCUAUGGUACGAGUUGCAGGAUCUACACAUCUCCGAGACGCUCCCUCAGAUGGUUGCACUCUCUGAGGCAUAUCUGCAGAUAUACGAGCAACAUCAGUAGCAGGCUAGCAGCUUCCUCCUUCACCAGUGGCCCUCAUUCUCAUUACUUCGAUAGAUAAUUGAAUCAAGAGCUUGCUUUGCUGGUUUAUUUUUGGGAUUAUAGUUGUGCUAUCUGAACUAGCUAUUAUCGCAUUUAGGAUUUUGGCCUAUCAAUUAGCAUCAGGAUAAAUAAGACUCAAAAGUUUUCUCACUAUUCUUCAAUCUAUGAUUUGAGUCGCAAUGAAGAAUUCUCAAUCUUGUGAAACUGCACAAUUCACUUGCUCAAAAUCACCAUAUCUAGUGUACUUACACAAUCUAUCCACUACCCUUUAGACUUUAGAGUCUCCAAACAUGAGAUCGUUUAUUUUGUAGACCGGAAUAUCAGAAAUCGGCUUGAUUGCCUCCUGCUGCUGCUGAUCCCCUGGUGCUGCCAACUUGACAUCUUCGGCAGCUUCCCUGGUGAACUCAUCAAACACCAUGGUCAUCGAAGUUGUGGAAGGCGUCGAGAUGAAGUUGAGACCGAUGUAGAAAGCCAAUCCCAACACAAUUGCCACCAUACAGUAAGUUGGCACAGCUAGUGCCCAGUACCUGUUGGGGUAGUAAGAGAUCCCAAUGGAGUGGAGCCAGGGUUCAGGGACAUAAGCCCACGCCAGGAAGAUGGAAACCUGUAGCAACAAUGGUGGUGAUGGAGCCUACAAAGCCGUAAACUUCUGAAGGUUUUGGACCGGAGACUGAUGAAGUGUGGCGGCUGCUGCUCCUGGAAGUGUGGUGAUGGAGGAAAUCAGACGAUCCUCCCCUUGUUGUUGUUGUCCUCUUCCGGUUCUUCGUCUUUGAGAAGCUCAGGACUCUCCUUGGACUGUUCACUGAGUAGCCAUCGUCUAAUUCCUCCAUGACUCGGGAAUCGAAUUUGCAGAAUAAGGAAACCCAAACCUUCAAACGCAAGCUGCAGUGAAUUCUUUCUCUACGGCGGAAUUGGAUUGAGCUAGUGAUUACUUUAGGAAUCUAGAAAUGAAAAGAGAUGCUCUGUUUUUUAUGCCCACUGUGAACUCCACCCAUAAACAACAAGAAAUCACCCAUUACCGCUUAACGACCAUAAAGAUGCAAGCUUUCCCGGAUGGCAAUGCUAGUUCGUCGGCAGGCUGUGAGAGGAUUAGGGCGUCGGACGAUAAGGCUGGAAGAACGGGUGAAGCUGGCGGUUAGGGAUCGAAGAUUGCUUGCAAAUGCAAUCACUGGCGGAUCGGGAAAAAUGGUAAAGUUCCAAAUUUUGGAGAAGAAAUCUCGUUGU